Messenger RNA from Canis lupus familiaris (dog), 1037 nucleotides. It is a transcript of the gene EXOSC8, whose product is annotated as exosome component 8. The transcript is spliced from 11 exons. NCBI's taxonomy places the organism in Eukaryota, Metazoa, Chordata, Mammalia, Carnivora, Canidae. Gene Ontology annotation, biological process: U4 snRNA 3'-end processing; U1 snRNA 3'-end processing; U5 snRNA 3'-end processing. Bases 97 to 936 code for a protein of 279 amino acids. The record is from RefSeq and is a predicted model, not a curated record. Gene Ontology annotation, cellular component: nuclear exosome (RNase complex); cytoplasmic exosome (RNase complex).
AUACGCUGGGCAAAGUUUCCUUCUGUCCUUUGGCAUUUAAGAAGAACUUCUCCUCUUCAUGUUGAUGGAGAUGUGGCAUUUUUGUAGCAGUUAUAAAUGCAACAAAGGAAAUCUAAAAGUAGGACUGUGGAACCUCUGGAGUAUUACAGGAGAUUUUUGAAAGAGAACUGCCGUCCUGAUGGAAGAGAACUUGGUGAAUUCAGAACCACAACUGUCAACAUAGGUUCAAUUAGUACUGCAGAUGGUUCCGCUUUAGUGAAGCUGGGAAAUACUACAGUAAUUUGUGGAAUUAAAGCGGAAUUUGCAGCACCACCAACAGAUGCCCCCGAUAAAGGAUAUGUUGUUCCUAAUGUGGAUCUACCACCUCUGUGUUCAUCGAGAUUUCGAUCUGGACCUCCUGGAGAAGAGGCCCAGGUGGCUAGCCAGUUCAUUGCAGAUGUCAUUGAAAAUUCACAGAUAAUUCAGAAAGAGGACUUAUGCAUUUCUCCAGGAAAGCUUUCUUGGGUUCUGUACUGUGAUAUCAUUUGCCUUGACUAUGAUGGGAACAUCUUGGAUGCCUGUACAUUUGCUUUGUUAGCAGCUUUAAAAAAUGCACAGCUGCCCGAAGUUACUAUAAAUGAAGAAACUGGUUUAGCAGAAGUUAAUUUAAAGAAGAAAAGUUACUUGAAUAUUAGAACUCAUCCAGUUGCAACUUCCUUUGCUGUAUUUGAUGACACUCUGCUCAUAGUUGAUCCUACUGGAGAGGAGGAACAUCUGGCAACUGGAACCUUAACAGUAGUAAUGGAUGAGGAAGGCAAGCUAUGUUGUCUUCACAAACCAGGUGGAAGUGGCCUGACUGGAGCUAAACUUCAGGAUUGUAUGAGCCGAGCAGUUACCAGACACAAAGAAGUAAAAAAACUGAUGGAUGAAGUAAUUAAGAGUAUGAAACCCAAAUAAACAACCACCACAUUUUCAAAACGGAUUUGUAAAAACUGUAUUUCUUACACUGUGCACAAACCUUUUAUACUAAAUAAAUAUCAAACUACAUUCUUCAGAAA